This is a messenger RNA of Kluyveromyces marxianus DMKU3-1042, 1446 nucleotides long. RefSeq names its product Apm4p (gene APM4). Bases 1 to 1446 code for a protein of 481 amino acids. Lineage: Eukaryota; Fungi; Ascomycota; Saccharomycetes; Saccharomycetales; Saccharomycetaceae. Gene Ontology annotation, cellular component: AP-2 adaptor complex; cytoplasmic vesicle. The record is from RefSeq and is a predicted model, not a curated record. The transcript has a single exon. Gene Ontology annotation, biological process: clathrin-dependent endocytosis; intracellular protein transport. Gene Ontology annotation, molecular function: clathrin-cargo adaptor activity.
AUGAUAAAUGCCUUGUUUGUUUUCAGCGCUAAUGGCGAACUAUUGGUGUGCAAGCUCAUCAAAGAUCAUAUCAAGCGGUCCAUAUCGGAUGUGUUUAAGACGCAGGUGAUCAACGAUCCACAUGUUAGAUCACCUAUACUAACGCUUGGAUCUACGACGUUCCAUCAUAUUAUCCGGGAGGGUGCAAAUAGUCUUCCCAUGUGGCUUGUGGCGGUCUCUAGAGGCAACGUCGACAGUUCCAUGAUAUGGGAAUAUCUCAACAAGUUGUAUCAGUUAAUGGAAGUGUACGGGAUCAAUGACGAAGACGUAUUACGAGAGGAGUUCAUGGUUUUGUAUGAGAUUUUGGACAUAACGCUUGAAAAUGGCAUUCCCCAGACGACUGAUCUUGCGCAAAUCGUGCCUCGAGUGUCGAAGAAACCUGUUAAUGAUGCGAACGCUUCAUUCAAGCCAUCUGAUAUAGAUGACUUUUUGUCAAAUUCCAACAUUCUAAGGUCUUCCAGAUUGAUAAAACGUGCGUCGAGCUCGAUGGCACUAUCAACCCUACCGGAAUGUCCAUGGAGACCGGAUGGUCUACGAUACAAAAAGAACGAGGUGUAUCUAGACAUCAAUGAGAACAUUUCGUUAUUGGUUGGGAAAGACGGGUCGAUCAUAAAGUCAUACGUCGAGGGAUCUGUCGACUGUGUGUCGCAUCUAUCUGGGAUGCCCGUUUGCGAACUUGGGCUCAAUGAUUCCUACCAGUCUAAUUCAAGCAACAAUUUUACAGACAGUGACACCGAACAGUCGCUAAUGGAAAUGAUGGUCGAAUAUGACGUAAAGAACAAAAAAGCCAUACCCAAUGCUGCUGCAAAAUCUGUGCCAUUGCAAGACUGCCAAUUCCAUCAAUGCGUACAGCUGGCUAGAUACGAAACUGACCAUGUCAUAAGAUUCGUACCUCCGGACGGAUCGUUCCAACUAAUGAAAUACCGCGUUGCAGACAAUAUCAAUAUCCCCUUUAGCGUCCUUCCUUCAGUGGAAAUCGUGAACCAAUCUACAGUAUACUACAAAAUUACUCUAAGGUCAUUGUUCCCCUCCAAUGUCAUCGCAAAAGAUGUCACUAUGAAGAUACCGGUACCUCAGACGACUCUAAAAUGUGAUUUCUACGUAUCCGGAGGCAGAUGCCAAUACGAUUCGACCGAAAAAUGUAUCGUGUGGAAAUACAGCAAGUACAAUGGCUCUACAGAAAGUACAAUAACAGCGAAGGCCAUCAUACCUUCCACUUCCCACGAUCUUGCAGACUUGCUUAGAUGGUCAAGACCUCCUAUUUCGUUGAAAUUCGAAAUCGUCAUGUUUAGCAAUUCGGGCCUAGUCGUGAAGCACUUGAAGUGUCAAGAACCGCAACUCAACUACCAGCCAGUGAAAUGGAUCAAGUAUAUAUCCCAUUCCGGAGCUUAUGAAAUAAGAUACUAG